This is a messenger RNA of Populus nigra (black poplar), 1828 nucleotides long. RefSeq lists its product as uncharacterized. The record is from RefSeq and is a predicted model, not a curated record. The transcript is spliced from 7 exons. NCBI's taxonomy places the organism in Eukaryota, Viridiplantae, Streptophyta, Magnoliopsida, Malpighiales, Salicaceae. The coding region runs from base 207 to 1469 and encodes 420 amino acids.
UCUUAGCUUAAAUAAAUCAUUUUUACUAAAAUGAUCGAGUUAAUCAAUUUAUUGCAAGUUUAGUUUAUCUGGGUUGUUUCUUUUUUCUUUGGAAUUCAUAUUGCAAAACUGGAUUUUUCCUUCUUUCCUUCUUUCUUCUGGGUUCUUGAAAUAGCAGAAUUUCUUUUCUUUUCCGGUAGGUUUCUUUCUGCUUUCUUGUUUCAAUAAUGUGUUCUUUUUGGGCAGCCAGGCUACAUACGUUUCCUCUAAAUUUGAUGGCUUACAUUCCUCCACACAAGCGGCAUUCAAAGGAUGUGAGAACGGCACCCCCAAUUCCAGAGACACCGCACCCUCAAUUUCAAAGAAAAAUGAAUUUGAGAGCAUCCACUUCUCGUAAAGAUAAGAGUGGAAAGAUUGUUUAUGCAGACCAUGCCAUAUCUAAAUGGUUUGCUGUUGGCUUGGAUGAUGAUGGCCAGUUUCCUCCUUACAUUCAUCUCGAGCCGAUUUCCUUGGAAUAUGUUGAGCGUAAAAUUGGAGAAAAGCCUCUUGUCUUGGUGAGUAGCAUUGUAACUGAAGAGGAUAGCAAACUGGUAAGGAAUUGCUCAAGAAGUCCAUGGGAAAUUAUAGCGGAAAACGUACAGCAAGAACUACUCUCUUGUUUCGAAAUUUUGAGGAAUGAAAUGGAUGAUCAGGGUUCUGAAAAAGUAAAGCCAACAUUGGUUGCUCGAUUGGGAAAAUUUAUUUUUCAGGGGAACCAUUCAAUGGGACUAGAAAGUGUCAAUAAAAUGCAGGUUGAAGAAACCAUUUUGAGACAACUCAACAGAUCAUUGUACACAGAUAUUCCUUCUUCAUACAUGGAAAAUAUUGUAGAUGGAGUCGUCCCAGCGAUUGGAAUUGAUUUUUUAGAGGAGAAAGAUGUUUACACUGUAAAGUUGUCUGAUAAUACACGGCCAGAUGCAACUGUUUCAUGCAAAUGUACUGUGAUGGAAAAUAAAAAACUUCAUCUCUACAAGGUUGAGCUAAACCAAGUGCGCCAGAUGGUCAUAGAUGUAUCAUGUCUUGAUAAGAAUCUGGACCUCAGGCUUAUGCUUUGCUCCAGGAAGAUCUUAACAGCUCUAACUGAUGAGGAGAUGAAUAGCCUUAGAGAUCUGAUCAAUUCGGCGGUUCUAGAUUCAGAUAUGAAGGGUGGAUUAAGAUGGCCCCUGGGGGAGGCAUCUUCUGGUGGUAGAUAUAGUGUCAUUGGGGCUUGGCACUCAGUAACCAAAGCCUAUAAAAAUUCAUCAUUUAGGCUUAAAGCAAGAGAUGCCGAUCGAUAUGAUUUCAGGACUGGAACUGGGGAAACUACAAGAGAGAUUUAUCUGAAGUUGAAAAGAAUUGUUUCAGAAAUGCAGGAACCGGGAGCUGAAAGUGAUUCAAUCUCCAAAAUGCUCGAGGACAGCUUAAGACUGAUAUGGGACAAGUUCUUAUGCUGCGAACGGUUUCUAACAUGAACACUCUCCCAUUUGGAAAGGGGGAGAGCCCCAUCUUGUCUGGAUCCUAUCCCAUCACGAGGCGCUGUUUGUCCGAAUUCUCUCCUCUCUGUUAAUUCUAGGCCUCUUUACAUCUCUUUUCCUUUCUUUCUUUGCUUUGCUUUGCUUUCUUUCUUUUAUAUUUGGAUGGUAUGAGUGUUAGUUUUUGAGAAUAGACGCCGGAAAAACAAAAAAGAAGAAGAAAGAUUGUGGAAGUGUGGUUUUCCGAGUAUUUGAGGGAGAGGUUGAUGUCUUUAUGUAAUUAACAAAUGCAAAAUGUUAAAGAGAUAUGGAUGUUUUCCGAGAAUAGAUGCCAUGAAUGCGUAAUCUUCUUUGUAAAA